AUGCAGCCGCUACAAAGUUCUCUCAACGAGCAAUACGGCAUUGCACACUGUCCCGAUAAUCCGAGUCAAAUAAUCCAAGAAUGUGGCGAUAAUGUUCCGUACAAUAGUUGUGGUCCAAUCAAUAUAGAGUAUCCAGAGUAUUUGAUGAAAACACCAUCGCUCGCAUCUGGCUAUUUGCAAGGCGAUGUGGCACGGUUCGAUUGUUUCCAAACGCAUUGGAUUAAAGGCGAAAACGAAUACAAAUGUGGUGUAGUGGUGGAUUACUACGAUCCAAACCAGUAUCGUUUCGAAUGGAAUAAAGGCUCACAGCCGUGGUGUCGUUCCAGAGAGAGGGAUAAUCUCUUCAAAUGGUUAACUAUUGUCUCCGCAACUGUUGGUAUAAUUAUGGCGUUCGUGCUGAUAUUCUUAAGUUGUUGGUGUGUGAAGCAAAAGAAGCGACGGGAUGCAGACGAACGCGGUUCGUCUAUCUACGCGAAAACUCCUCUGCGAGGACCAACGGUGAAAUUUAUUCGUUAUUUAUUGCUCGAAUACAUUCAGAGUUCUUACUUUGCGAAAAAUGUCCCUCUUAAUUGA
Anisakis simplex (herring worm) is the source of this 573-nucleotide messenger RNA. The record is from the annotation of a GenBank genome assembly. Lineage: Eukaryota; Metazoa; Nematoda; Chromadorea; Rhabditida; Anisakidae.